Messenger RNA from Varanus komodoensis (Komodo dragon), 1389 nucleotides. It is a transcript of the gene SRGN, whose product is annotated as serglycin. The coding region runs from base 42 to 488 and encodes 148 amino acids. The transcript is spliced from 3 exons. The record is from RefSeq and is a predicted model, not a curated record. Lineage: Eukaryota; Metazoa; Chordata; Lepidosauria; Squamata; Varanidae.
CAUUGGCGGAGUAGCACUGACAGUUGGCGGAGUGUGGAGGUAUGCAGGCCAAAACGGAGAUGAUUGUCAGACGUAAUGGGCGGAUUUUCCUGACUCUUUGUAUAAUCCUCUUUCUGGGAUGCACAGUACAAGGGGCUCCAGUGCAGAAGGGCCAAUACAUGUGGGUUAAAUGCAGACCCGAUGCCCGUUCUGCAAACUGCAUUGAGGGAAAAGGACCUCUUUUUGCAAUUCCGGAUGGGAAAGCUAACAUGAUUCUCCCUCCCAAGGCUGAUCCAAUGCUAAUGAAGACUUUUCAGCAGCACCCUGGUCUCCCAUAUAAUGGAGAUGAAUAUGGAUCAGGAAAUUAUAUGGAGUUAGAGUCUGGGUCAGGCCUUGAGUAUGACUUGGAUGAUCUCAGUACUUCCAAUCCCAUCAUCAGCCUACCAGAUGAGAAGCUGAAGCUUAAAUUAACAAAAGAAAAUUUAUUCUUCCAAGGGAACAGUUUGUAAUUUCUGAGAUCUUAUUUCUUCCAUGCCUUUUGUGUUUCAUGACAUGGUGAUAUUAGAUGCAGGCAAAAUGUUAUGCAAACUAUAAAACCAACCUUAAAUGCCUUAAUGUUUUGUGUGUGCUUUUUUUUAAAGUAAAAAAUGUAUUCAAAACUAGCUUUUCCUUCCUUUUUUAAAGAUGCAGACUAACCUUCUAGAAACUUAGGCUCUCUCCUCAGCUGUAGGACAACAGAAUUCGAAGCAACUGGCAAUUUGUUCAAAUGGAAGCUAAAUUAGGAAAAAGGCAAUUGAUGGUAGUGAAGCAGCAAUGCUAGAUCAACUGUACCAAGUAAUAGGAUGCAAAGCACAUUUCCUCCUGGCUGCUAACAGAGAUGGUUCACGUUUUGUUUGGCUUUUGUGCUGCCCAAGGCAAGUCAGUAGGCAUAUGCCCCCUAAUACUGGGUCAUUCUGAAGUAUUUUGUAGUACACCCUCAUGUUUGCUUAGGUAAUUGACCAUGCCAGAAGCACUGCAAGGACCUUGAGUUCUGCAUUUUUCUCAGUUGGCUGGGCAACUUUUGUUUGUAAUGUGGAGCCUAGUAAGAAUUUUGAAAAUGAACAAAUAAGCAGGAUUUUGUGAUGCUUGCAUUUAUUUAAAAAGUGGUACUUUGUCUCAUAAAUAUUAUGAGUACUAUUAGUACUAUUCUAAUACUCCUGAAAUUUAUUUGUUUGCAUUCUGAGUAUCCACACUAUUUCACAUGCUUAAGUAUCGUGUAGUAUUUCAAUUACAUAACCUGGCUUGUGUUUGCAAAUCUGCACAUCUUUAUUCAUUUUAAGUAGAUACAGCACUUAUUUUUACAAUAUUUUAAGCUGCUUUCUCAAUACCUGCAUUUAUUCUGCUAUAAUUCUAUUAAAAUUCAAGCUGCAA